This is a messenger RNA of Ruditapes philippinarum (Manila clam), 3750 nucleotides long. RefSeq names its product synphilin-1-like. The record is from RefSeq and is a predicted model, not a curated record. The transcript has 15 exons. Lineage: Eukaryota; Metazoa; Mollusca; Bivalvia; Venerida; Veneridae. Bases 182 to 3670 code for a protein of 1162 amino acids. Gene Ontology annotation, molecular function: protein binding.
AUUUUACAGGCUAUAAAAACGCGCUUAAAAUAGUUUACUUGCCUUGGACUCGUUAAAAAUAUACUUUGAAAUAAUUUUUGAUCGCUGAAAGGGAUGGAUACAAAAUCUACGGAAUACGUUUAGUGAUAUAAAUUUAAGAUAUCUUGUUGACUCCACAACGGUUCAUUUGUUAUUUGUAAACAUGCUCACACUAUUAAGGAACUUUUGUGUUGCUGACGAAUCCCAGGUCAUAUCGCCAUCGUCUUUGUUCCCAGGACGAAGAAAUAGUCGCGUGCAUAAUCUGGAGUAUAUUGAAAGAUUCCUUGACUACCAAAUACCAGAAACCGAUAGAGGACACUAUAACAUGGACGAUGUUUUGGUUCCCGGCUCAAGUGUCGAUAUGGAAUUCAUUGAACAGAAUCCGGAAGCAAUCUUUGAUUUUAUAUCCAUGAAAAGCAUACAGGAACGCUACGGCCAUAUUGAAUCCCCAAGAGGAAAUGUGCGUCACAGUUAUUCUGAAAACGAGGCUAUUUAUCAAAACGAGGUUGAGUUUGAAACUUUCGUCCAACAAUUUCCGAUCGAUGAUUCCAUCGCUGAAUGUUUUGCUGCAGCAAAAGAUAAUGUGACGUCAAAGCAAGACACAAAAUUUGUUUCAGGUGGAAAAAGACCGCAGGUUGCUACCAAGUACAGUAAGCUUAAGAAAAAGUUCGGCUUCAAAGGUUCAGACGACACUAGCUUAUUAUCCGAAGAUGAGAUACGAUCACGUGACUCGAAGAGAUCGAAGAAAGGAGGUGGGGUGUUUAGUAAGCGACACAAAUGGAGAAAUCUAAGUAGCAAUACAAGCAAGAAAGUUGUGAAUUUCUCGGACCAGUGUGAUAAAUCGGAGUCCGAAACUACCAGUGAAUUCGCGAGUGCCAGUCAACAGAAUGGUUCCAAUAAUUUAAGUGAUGACGUUUUUCGGACGGAUUCUUGUUCCGUUUCCGAUUCGCAAAUCACAUCGUUUUCGGAGACAUUUUCGGAAGGGAUGGACCAAACCGUUCCGGUGAAAAGUACCCCUGCACCGUGGUCGUUACCGGAACAUCAGUCAAGGACAUACAAGAUGAAUAGUUCUAAAAAUAGAAAUUCAAGCCCAAGUGAGCAAGGAGUUUUUUCUGAAAUUUUGGCAGGAAAUUCUGGGGAUAUAAUGCAGAAAAUUGAGGAUAUGCAACCAGGCGAUGUUUUCAAACUACGAGAUCACCAUGGCAAUAACUUACUUCACAGAGUUGUGUUGCUAGGCAACCCGGAUGUCGUAAAAUUUAUACUGGAGAAGUUUCCGGAAAUGACGUCAGAGAUGAACGUAGAGAACGAAACUGCGAUAGAAAUAGCUGCAAAGGUUGGUAAAUAUGAUUGUCUGAAGGUGAUCCUAGAGCGGAACCAAAGAAGGAGGUCCCUGAGUCUAUCUCUAGUAAACAGGUUACUGAACGUGUGUGCACAAUUUGGACAGGCCGAUUGUUUGAGUCUUUUACUAACCUACAUGUCACGUGAUCCACAAAGCGCGUGCACGUUGCCAGGAGACACACGUGGAAACACAGCAGCGCACCUUGCAGCGAGACAUGGCAAUAUCCAUUGUUUACAGGCUCUGGUAGCAGCCGGAUAUGAUGUCACUUCCGGAAAUUUAAUGCAACAGCGCCCUCUUCACGUAGCACAUCAGAGCCGAAGCCAUGCUUGUUUUGAAUAUUUAUUACUUCUCAAUGUCUGCGAAGACUUAUGGUCAUCUUUAAGGGACACAAUCAGUCUGAAUUCAAGACUGAGCGACCAGUUGUGUUCCGUGAAGCCAAGUUUAGAACACGUUAGACUGUGUCUCAAACGUUAUGGUGAUAUGUGUUCGGAAACCAGUCUACUCUUGUCAGAAAAUAAGGAAAGCAUUCUCGAAACGCUUAACAAACUUGAAGAAGAUCUACAAUUAUUUGUAAAACACACCAGCAUGGACAGCGCUGCGAAGCGAAAAGAAGCAAGGGACAAGUUAGAAGAACUCCGGGGCGAGAUUGAGCGUCUUGAGGAUACAUUUGAGUUCUCUCCCCUAUCCGACAUGGAUGAUGCCCUUCAAAAAUUGUUUUCGUCGAUUGAUGACGUUAUUCUUCCGAGCGGCGACGUCAUUAAUGGUGAAGGAAUUGAUGCGAAUUCGUCAAAAUUGAGCUCAUUAAUCCGCGAUAUCCACAAAGAAUACAUGUUAGAGAAUUGGGAAACCGGUGCUGUGUACGACAAAUAUUUGAAACUGAGAAAGAAAUCCCCCGACAUUACCGAACUGAAAUCUCGAAAGAAAUUAGCUAACAGAGAAGAUAAAAACUCUCCUGAAAUAAAUCCACCUGUCAUAAAACCCCAACCUAACCCGUUGUCUGAACGCUUCAAUAGGAAAGACAAAAAUACCGAAAGAACUUUAGAUGUUCAACUUCACGAAAGCGUAAAAUUAAAAAGUGAGAAACAAGUUGAGUCUAUUAAUACAGACAACGAUAAAGAUGAUAUUAGCAGACGACAUUUAGAUAUUAGCAGACGAGAGUUAGAAAGUGAUAAACAUUUUGACAAAUCCUCUAAUUUUAGAGAACCAACAGAACCUAGGUCAAACGAUAUAGUAAAUGGACAUUGUAUACAACCGGAAGUGAAUAAAGUUAGUGCUAAACUGACUGAACAACUGGUAGAGUGUAAGCCUGGUGAAAACGAUAAUGAGGAGUUACUGAACGACAAUAAGGAAAACGAAAAUCCGACUGAAAGACCUUUCACAAAAUUGUUAUCUUUAGAUGAACGAAUCGAUCUGCUUAUUGCAGGGGAGAGAAAUAGAGAAAAAGCUUCGGACGAGUCCGAACACACUGUAUCGUCUGCUGAAAGCAGGGAUUCGAUUCCAGACGGUGUAGGCUCCAUAGGGUCUAUGUAUACAUCAACAUUUACUUCUAUUACGUCAGAGACUUCCGGUGCCUCUGACUGGUAUUCUAAAUUAGGGUUAGCCAGUCUGGAGACAACAUCAAGUGAUGACGUCACAAAUGACACAACCACAGACACGGCUUCGUAUUGGUGGGACAUCGGAAAUGACAAUCAAGCUGAGGAAUCCCCGAAUUUCAAAGUUUCUUUCCCAUACGGAAAUGACAUCAGAAGAAAGAUACAUCUUAAUUUAGAAAAUGACGGGUUCUCGUUCGAUGAACUCAGAGAACAUAGACUAAGGAGUCAUUUACGUUCCAUGCAACAGACACGAUUUUCAAGUGAUAAUUACCGUGAGAGGAUAACGACCUCUACCGGCGAAGUGAUGGGUGGAUUUCAGCAACAUCCGGUUGCUGACAACACGGACGAUGGUAUUGGAGUAACAUCGUCAGGCCAUUCCGGUAACCGUGUUGUUAUUGAUGUCAAUGGAGCGUUGCGAGAAAGACAUAGCUUUAAUAAGCCCAAACCAAAGCCGAGAAAACGGGGUAAACAACAAUUGUUUACUCUAGAAGACGCCAUUGCAACUAAACCAAUAACUGAGUCCGAGUUUCGUGAACGCUACGAUAGAAGAUCAGCACUUACAUCCGGCCCACUGAAUAUGCGUUGGGAAAACAUGUCUGUAACGGAUGAUGAAGAGGAUAGAAGUAUGACAUGGUCUGAUUAUGGUAAAAGCUAUCCACACGGUAUACGAAGCGACACUGACACAACAAGCGGGUCACAGACACCGCAAAGUUACGUUUAAACAUUUCAGAGGAUGUCACGACAUCUGUCGUAAAAUCGACACUACCAGAGGAACGCAAACGUCGGAGAGUUUAAGUUAUU